Messenger RNA from Rana temporaria (common frog), 3897 nucleotides. RefSeq names its product nebulette (gene NEBL). The coding region runs from base 418 to 3342 and encodes 974 amino acids. Gene Ontology annotation, biological process: cardiac muscle thin filament assembly. Gene Ontology annotation, molecular function: actin filament binding. NCBI's taxonomy places the organism in Eukaryota, Metazoa, Chordata, Amphibia, Anura, Ranidae. Gene Ontology annotation, cellular component: focal adhesion; Z disc. The record is from RefSeq and is a predicted model, not a curated record. The transcript has 27 exons.
GGUUUUACUGUACUUUAAUAAGAAAAUAUUAUUUAAUAUUAAAGGGUGAAUGAGAUGCAUGCACACUGAUUAUUUUUAUUUAUUGGGGUGGUAGGAUUUAAAAGAUAGCACUAUUGAGCAUUUAUAGUACAGAUCUAUGUAGGAGACCGUUGUGCUGUAAUCGAGCAUCUAAAUAUAAAUUAUCAGUAGAAAAUAACUGAGUGCAUUCUACCAGGCACUUACCCUGUCCUGCUCGAUAUCAUAGAGCUGCUGUGAUAAGACGGUCCAGCACCAUAUAGGGGUCGGGCGCUUGAUAAGCCCAACUAACCAGACAUCAGUCAUUACUAAGCCCAUUGUUACAGCCUGCCGCACAGCACUGCACCUCCAUCCCGCUUCUGUAUCAUACAGAUACCUAUAUUCAGGACUUAAUCUUUAGAGAUGAAAAUCCCAAUUAUUAUCGACUCGGGGGCAGAUGACAGCGAUGGCGAGGAAAGGUUCUUCCCUAAGCCUGUCCUGGAAGACAGAAAUGUUGAAUUUGCUAAGAAAUGCAGCGAUUUAAUCAGUGACAUAAGUUAUAAAGAGCAAUAUAAAAAAUCCAAGGGCAGGAAUGAGUUUGUCCCUGACACAGCAAAACUGAAAGCUGUAACAGACUUCAUGUCAGAGGCAAAAUACAAAGAAGCUGGAAAGAAAGGAUUGUCCAACCCUCUGUACAAGCAGAUGCCAGCAACAUUGGACAGCGUCUUCGCAAAACAAGUAUCCCAGCUCCAGAGCGAGGUUCUAUACAAGCAGAAACAUGAUGCAGAAAAGGGGAAAUCAAAUUAUGCGCAAAUGCUUGAGCCUCCUGAUUUGAAGCAUGCAAAAGAAGUAAACAAACACCAGAGCAAUGUAUCCUACAAAAAAGAUGUUCAAGAUACACACAAAUACACAGAAGUGGUGAACAGACUAGACAUUCAGAAGGCUACAGAGAAUUCAAAGAUCAUCAGCAAUGCUGAUUAUAAGAAGGGCAGAGGGGAUCUGACCAAGAAGUCUAUGGUUUUAGGAAGACCUGAUUUUGAACAUGCAAAGGAAGUGUCAAAGAUCACCAGCCAGGUUAAAUACAAAGAAAAAUUUGAUAAAGAAAUGAAGAGUAAAAAGUCUUGUUAUAACCCAUCAGACAGUGCUACAUUCAAGCAGGCUCAGGCUGCUACAGCACUGGCUAGUGAUGUGAAAUAUAAGGACAAGCAGAGCUUAUAUGACCCUUCAGUAGACAUCCCAAACCUUCUUCAUUUGGAACACACCCUGAAGACCAGCAAGAUGCAGAGCAAUGCCACCUACAAGAAACAGUUUGAAGAAAACAAGGGAAACUACCAUUUCGGUUUAGGUACAGCAGAGCAAAUUCAUCAUAAAGAAAAUGCUGUACUCCAGAGCCAGGUAAAAUAUAAGGAGAAGUAUGAAAAAUCAAAGGGUAAAUCCAUGCUGGAGUUUGUUGACACCCCAUCAUACUACGUCUCCAAGGAGGCUCAGAAAAUGCAAAGUGAGAAAUUAUAUCGGAAAGACUUUGAGGAAGGGAAAGGAAAAGCGUCAGUGGACCUGGACCUUACACCCAGCUUCCUGCAUGCAAAACAUGCGACUAGCCUGCUCAGUGAGAAAGAAUACAGGAAAGAUCUAGAAGAAGGUGUCAAAGGAAAGGGACUGACUGGUCUGGAAGACACUCCUGAUUCGAUAAGAGUUAAAAAUGCAGCACACAUACUAAAUGAGAAAGAAUACCGUAAGGAUCUGGAAAAUGACAUUAAAGGAAAAGGUAUGGAGUUGAGUGCAGACAUCCCUGAUAUGAUCCGAGCAAAGAGGGCAUCUGAAAUUCUUAGUCAAAAAGAAUACAAGAAAGAGUAUGAAACAGAGAUAAGAGGGAAGGGAAUGCAAGUAGAUGCUGACUUGCCGGAGAUACAGCAUGCAAAGAAAGUCACAGAAUUUAUGAGCCAGAAAGGGUAUAAAAAGGAUCUGGAAACUGAGAUAAAAGGGAAGGGGAUGCAGGUGGGCCCAGAUUUUCCUGAUCUACAAAGAGCCAAAAGAGCAUCUGAGAUUGCAAGUCAGAAAAAAUACAAGGAUGAAGCAGAGAAGAUGAUGUCUAUGUAUUCUUUAGGGACUGAUACUCCUGAGAUGGAAAGAGUAAAGAAUGCACAGAAAUCCAUAAGUGCUGUAUUCUACAGAAAAGGAUUGGGAGCUGGCACAGCUGUGAGAGAGACGCCAGAGAUGGAAAGAGCGAAGAUCACUCAGAAAAAUAUUAGUGCAGUGAAUUAUAAAGAUGAAAUUGGACCUGCUACAGCCAUAUCUGACCUACCAGAAAUCCAGAGAGUAAAGGAAACUCAAAAGAACAUUAGCAAUGUCCAAUAUAAAGAGCCUCUGAGAAAAGCUACACCAAUCAGCAUGACGCCAGAAAUGGAACUUGCUAAGAAGAACCAGGAGCAUUUCAGCACGGUUCACUAUAAAGAGAAAAUUGGGAUGGUCACAGCAGUCGGUCUUACUCCGGAGAUGGAAAGAGUUAAAAGGAACCAAGAAAAUAUUAGCUCGGUGAAGUACAGCAGUGAUUUACAGCAACAGAAAGGUAGACCUAGUGUCAUUCUAGAUACACCAGAAUUGAGACACGUGAAAGAGGCACAAAACAAAAUAUCCAUGAUAAAAUACCAUGAAGAUUUUGAGAAGACAAAAGGCAGAGGUUUCACCCCAGUUGUAGAUGAUCCAGUGUUGGAGCGAGCAAGAAAAAACACACAGAUUGUCAGUGAUGCUGCCUAUAAGGGAGUUCAUCCUCAUGUAGUGGAAAUGGACAGGAGACCGGGGGCAAUUGUUGACCUUAAAGUUUGGCGCACUGAUCCAGGCUCCAUCUUCGACAUAGACCCACUUGAGGACAAUAUUCAGUCUCGGAGCCUCCGUAUGUUAACGGAUAGAGCAAGCCUCGGCACCAGGCACUCCUGUCACUCUGCUGGCCCGGCUGUAUUGAGUCAGGGUGAUGACAGGUCAGAGAUGUCUGAGAUGAAUCCUAGUUUCUCUUACUGCAGUGAGGGAACAAGGGCAUCUGAUGAAAGAGCUCCAGUGCUUCCUGGCGCAUACCACACCUCUCCAACUCAAGGCUAUGGGUACAUGCAGCCUACAAGUAUGUCCUCUAUGAGGUCAAUGCACUCUCCAAAUGCACAUUCUCCUUCACAGAGCCUGAGAACAUACAGAGCCAUGUACGACUACAGCGCUCAAGAUGAAGACGAAGUUUCCUUUAGGGACGGUGACUAUGUUGUUAACGUGCAGCCCAUUGAUGAAGGAUGGAUGUAUGGAACUGUGCAAAGAACAGGGAAGACGGGAAUGCUUCCAGCCAAUUACAUCGAGCCAGUUAACUGAGAGCCGUGCCUUGCCGCACGUUCCGACACCGAGCAGCGCUUUUAUUUGUGAGGAUCAUGAAUUGUUUAUUGACGAUCAUUGUUUUAAAACUCUCAAAAUUAUCUUUAAGCUUACAUGCUUAUUUUUUAAGCACUAGCAUAAAAUUCUAGGACAAACGUUCAAAUGGCGGCAUAAAAAUCGUACAAAAAAAAGCACUUAGAUUAAAGCUGUGCUGCUUAUAAACCCGUGAGAAGCGGACCUAAAAAAAAAAAAAAAAAAGACAAAUACCUGUAGCUGUAGCGGAGUGUUCUACUGAAUUAUUUAAUGGGAUUUUAGAGGAUUUUUAUUUCUUCCAAACAGAAAUACUAUCCUACUUUUAACUCAGAGGGCUGUUAUGUGCUGACAAUCGUGAUUAUAGCAGAGGCAUCAUAUAAACGGGAAAGCAUUGAUAACCUUAUCCUGCGGCUUUUGCUACGUUCUGAUCUAUUUGCUAAGUGUGCAUCAUUUAACACGUCACUGCUAUUACAAGGAAUAUAACCUCUCAAUUAUUUUACUUUAAUUAAAUUUUAAGGAAAA